AUGCGAGAGUAUGAGGCGCUCCAACGAGUGAGCGGCGGAGAAAGCGGAGAUUGUCUCCAACCCGCGCAACCAGGCGACCCGCAGACUGAACAGGAGGGCGAGACGUCGUCGCCCUUCUCCUUCGUUGAAAUCGCCUUUGUCAAUCCGCAUGUUGGCAGAGGCUUGGUGGCGCGUCGCGCCUUCAAGGCGGGCGAAGUUAUCUACGACGACGCGACGCCGCUGGUCGCUGUGCAACACGAAUACUCGCGGCGCUGCAGCUGGGCGUGCGGCUGGUGUUUCGCCUUCCUUGGCAACCUGCGUGAGCAGCUGGAGCAGAUUCUCUCCAACGACUUCUCGGGCGCAGUUGCUCGCGACGCAACUCUUCGCACGGGUCUCCAGCUGCUGAGCGACGACUUCCUCCGGCGAGAAGGACUUUGCCUCGCUCGCCCUAUCCCCUGCGACCGCCGCUGCGGAGUGGUCUACUGCAGUGAACUGCACAAGCGCCGCGCGCAGACGGAGAGCUUUCACCGCCUCCUCUGCCUCGAGGCUUCGCCGCGGACGGCUCGCGCCUGGCAAGCCUUCGCGGCGCACUCGCGGCGCUCCCACGAGAAUUUUCUUCUCGCAGGUCGCGCCUACGCGCAGAUUCUCGUUGACGUGCUUUGCGGAAGAAAGUCCGUUAAAGACGCGUUGGAGCCCUUCCAGCUAUUUCAUUCCCAACGAUGGGAGGAUCUCGCCGACGAGACGUUUGUACCGCCCGAGACGCGCGCGAAGGAGGGCUCGCACGUUCCGCUGGCCUCCCGCGAAGGCAGGCGGCGCCUGCUGAGCGAGUCGUUCGCUCUCCUCUGUCGCGUAUUUCUUUCGCGAGACGUGCUGGGCGAGAGUCCCUGGGCGGACGCGAGGGGCGACGGAGACCCAGAGACAGAAGGGGGGUCGGCGGUCAUCAACGAGCCGUGGAGCGCUCUCUUCAGUCUGGACGUGUACUCGCAUCUCCUGGGGGCUUUCGAUCUCGUCAACGUGAAUAUCGAGUUCGAUAACCCGCUGAACGCCGUCCUCGCGGAGUCGCCUCGUCUGGUCGCCUUCGCGCCAUGCGUGCGACUCUUUCGUCUUGCAAAGCGGGUAGCGUCCUGCGCGGACGCCGAUGAGAUCGAUUCCGCGGAGCUGCAAGAGAAUGGAGAAGCGCCGCUUGAGCGGCUCGCAAAGUCUUUCUUGCAAGAUGCGCCGCUGACGGCAGCUGAGCGCCGCGAGCUCGCGGCGCUCGCGCGCGAUCUGCUUCCUCCUUUCAUGGGCAUCGGGCUUUUUCGUGCGGUCUCGAUGACGAAUCACUCCUGCUACCCCAACGCGGAAGUGAAGGCGCUGCGCGACAUCGCGGAGGGCGAGCAGAUUCUUCAGUCCUACAUCGAUGAGAGGUUGCCCCUGCACCAGCGCCAGGCGGCUCUAAAGCGCCACUACAGGUUCACAUGCUCGUGCUCGCGUUGCCGCGUGGAGGCCGUCGUAGCGUUGCUAGCGAAGCGCGGGGCGUUGCCUGCGGAGGAGACUAGACUCGUACACGUUGUGGCGCUCGCCACAGGUCUGCUGCCUGCGACGGUGGCGGAAAUCCGCGCGUUUGGAGCGUCGGUUUCUGACUCCUCAGACCCUGACGACGACGAUUUCUCCGAGUCUGAAGCCUCUGAAGACGGCGGCGACGAGCCAGGCGAGCCGGCGCGAAACCUCUUGCGGGACGGCGGCGAGGCCGGAGGCCCAGAGGCGCGCGGGACCUGGAGCAGCCCAGAAAGCGGAGCCGCCCCGCCGAGCCUCGAUGGAGAGCGAGCAGGCACCCGAGGGGUGGCGAGUCAGGAACUCGCGCUAGCGCGAGGCGUGGGAGGCGAGAAAUAUUAG
This is a messenger RNA of Besnoitia besnoiti, 1854 nucleotides long. RefSeq names its product putative histone lysine methyltransferase, SET. Lineage: Eukaryota; Apicomplexa; Conoidasida; Eucoccidiorida; Sarcocystidae. The record is from RefSeq and is a predicted model, not a curated record. The transcript has 15 exons. The coding region runs from base 1 to 1854 and encodes 617 amino acids. Gene Ontology annotation, molecular function: methyltransferase activity.